CCGCCCCUCCUGCUCCACGCGCGCGCGUACGGCCGCCUCUAAGAGCGCGAGCCGGGGACUAUGGCGUUGGCGAAAACGGGCUACAGGCAGUACUUGCUGCUCCUAGCUCAGCAGAACGUAGAAUUCCGGUUGCCGGAAAUAAAGUCUUUGCUUUCCCUCUGUGAUGGAAGGUUCAGCAGUUCACAAGAACUGAGAUUAAAGAGCCCGUUUUGGAUUCUUGAUUUGCCUUCUGAAGAGAUAGCUAGAAGACUAAUGAAACGAACAGUAUGUGCAAAAUCAAUAUUUGAGCUGUGGGGUCAUGGGAAAUCUGUAGAAGAACUGCAUUCUUCGCUGAAGAAUUAUCCAAUAGAGAAAAUGGCCCCAUAUUUACAGUCCAACCUCACCUACAAAAUAAUAGUCCAUGCUUUCAACAAAACGCUAACACAAGCGGAGAAGAUUCAAAGAAUAGAUUCUUUGCAGUUUUUACCAUUUAAAGGACGUGUAGAUUUAAAUAAUCCAGAUCAUACAUUUUGGUUUCUAGAAGAUUAUGGAAUUUAUCUAGGCAACAGUACAGAACAGCCUAUUAGCUUGUACUUUGGAAGAUGGAUUGCCAAUGGACAAAGGGACCUUAUUGAAUCUUACAGUGUUAAAAAAAGACAUUUUAUUGGGAACACGAGCAUGCAUUCCGGCUUGGCUUUUAUCAUGGCAAACCACGGAAAAGUAAAACCAAACAAUAUUGUGUUUGAUCCUUUUGUGGGAACAGGUGGACUUCUUAUAGCUUCUGCGCACUUUGGAGCAUAUGUCUGUGGCACAGAUAUAGAUUAUAAUAUAGUACAUGGGUUAGGCAAAGCUAGUCGAAAGAAUCAAAAGUGGAGAGGACCUGAUGAAAAUAUUAGAGCCAACCUUCGCCAGUAUGGUUUGGAGAAAUACUACCUUGACAUAUUUGUUUCUGAUGCAUCAAAACCCAUAUGGAGGGAAGGAGUGCAGUUUGAUGCAAUCAUUACAGACCCACCAUAUGGCAUUCGGGAAGCCACCAGAAAAAUUGGUUCACUGCGGGAAACACCAAAAAUGAUUGAAAAAAGCACUGAAAAUCAUAACCUAGUUUCUUCAAAUUAUCAGCUGAGUGAUAUAAUCUUUGACCUAUUAAAAUUUGCGGCAAAGUAUUUGGUUCUUGGAGGAAGAUUGGUCUACUGGUUGCCUGUGUACAAACCAGAAUAUACAGAAGAGAUUAUACCUCAGCACCCUUGCCUGAAACUCGUUAGCAACUGUGAGCAGACGCUUUCCAACCACACAUCAAGAUACCUGAUAACCAUGGAAAAGGUGAAAGAAUUUGAGGAGGACGACUAUAAUUCUCACAUAUUGGAUAGCCAGUAUCUGCAAUACAAAUGUCAUGAUUCCUUUCGUGAGAAAUAUUUCAGUGGAGUGACGAAGAGGAUUGCCAAGGAAAAAAAAGACAGCCAAAAGUAAUCUGUUUGGAAAGGAAAAAAUGAAAGCAAGGAACGCACAAGGCUUGUAUUUGGCUAUUAGAACAUCUGGACCUCUACAUUAUGUAGAAGCUUCAGAGAACAAAUACUGUUUUUAAUUUUUUUAAAACUCAAAGCAAAAACCACAACAUAAGUGAAGGACAGUUCUUUUUCAUUAACUUUGUUUAUACCAGAUUAUUGCACAAGCAUUUUUUUGACCUUUAUUUAAUUUAUUUUAGGACUUCAAGUUCUAAUGAUAAUUGAUUACAACCUUUAUCACUAUUAGUCUUUCAGUCUAUUACCUCUAGCAAAAAUGAAGACUAUUGUUUGGCCUUUUUUUUAGCUGUGAACAUCUGGAAGUCUUAGGAAUAAUACAAUGGUAUUUUGGUUUUAAUUUUUUUUUUACUGUUGUGAAGAUCUGUUUCAUUUUCCUUUAUUCUUUUGUAACUGCCAUACAAUAAAUUCAGAAAAGUUUCUUCUGAAUUUUAAAAUUAUAUUGUCUCUCGCAGCAAUUAUCAUUUCUUACUGCCAUUUCUAGAGCCAAUACGCCCUCUUCCUUCCUGUCAAGGAUUCAGUGUGGUAUUAUACAUCUGAAGCUCAUCUAUAUCUUGGAUCUACUAUCACUUUAAAUAAGCCCUGGUGUUGCUGCUUUUGGUAUUUGUGUUGCUAUUUUUAAAAUGAUUGUUAUGGUUGUUGUUUUUUCCUCUUGUUUGUUAAUCAAUUUUAUGCCACUAUAGUAAGGCAGGUUGUGACUAUUAGAAAUAAUGAAGUUUCCCUUCUACUAACUGAUCUAUGGCAAAUUUGUUUCCUCUGUUCUUUCUUAAAUAUCAGUACCGUAUUUUUCGGAAUAUAAGACGCACCUUUCGCCCCUCAAAAGUGGAUGAAAAUUUAGGUGCCUCUUAUAGACCAAAUACAGUUUUUUUGGGGCUCCCAAGCCCUCUGUGCGUUGUGUUUUUGCCCUCCCCGGCCCACAGAAGCACUCUGCAGGCCAAAAACAUAUCUGCUUUUGGCAAAACCGUACCCGUUUUUUGUGAAAAUGGGCCAUGCGGAGCACUGCAGAGUGCUUCUGGGGGCCUUGGAGAGCGAAAAUCCAACGCACAUAGGCCAAAAACUAUUUUUUUUCUUGUUUUCCUCCUGUAAAUUUAGGUGUGCCUUAUAGUCCAGUACGUAUUAUAGUCCAAAAAAUUAUAUUAUAGUCCUACAUUUGUGAUGAUCAUAAACUUGUUAAAGGUGUAGGGUGGAGGGAGGAGAGGAUGUAGAUAAGAGAAGGAGGGGAAGGUCUGGAAAGUAGAAGAAGGUAGAAGAGGGAAGAGUGUUAAAAAGGGGGGUGGUGACUGGGCAAACCCGACUAAUUGUAUAUAACUGUACAUUGGAUGAGCUGUUUGAUAUGAUUGUAAAAA
Molecule: messenger RNA, 2842 nt
Organism: Ahaetulla prasina
Lineage: Eukaryota; Metazoa; Chordata; Lepidosauria; Squamata; Colubridae
Gene: TRMT11
Product: tRNA methyltransferase 11 homolog
Exons: 13
Coding region: 61-1446 (461 amino acids)
Biological process (GO): methylation
Cellular component (GO): cytoplasm
Molecular function (GO): nucleic acid binding
Source: RefSeq, a predicted model, not a curated record